Tupaia belangeri chinensis (Chinese tree shrew) is the source of this 2834-nucleotide messenger RNA. It is a transcript of the gene PLG, whose product is annotated as plasminogen. The record is from RefSeq and is a predicted model, not a curated record. The coding region runs from base 17 to 2587 and encodes 856 amino acids. The transcript has 20 exons. Gene Ontology annotation, molecular function: serine-type endopeptidase activity; signaling receptor binding. Gene Ontology annotation, biological process: proteolysis. Lineage: Eukaryota; Metazoa; Chordata; Mammalia; Scandentia; Tupaiidae.
AGAUCUGCCCCAGGUAAUGUUUGCACGUUCUGAUGGCUUGCCUGGGCCUCCCGGAGAAUCAUUAACUUCCUUUAACUGUCUAGUCUGUGGAUGUCAGUCGACACAUCCUGAACGGGACGGACACACUGCUCUCCAGAUGCUGCUGGCCAGUCCCACGAUGGAACAUAAAGAAGUGAUCCUUUUACUUCUCCUAUUUCUAAAAUCAGGUCAAGGAGACAGCCUGGAUGACUAUGUGAACACCCAGGGGGCGUCGCUGUUCAGCGUCACUAGGAAGCAGCUCAGAGCAGGCAGUGUCGAGGAGUGUGCUGCGAAGUGUGAGGUGGAAACGGAAUUCGUCUGCAGGUCAUUUCAGUACCACAGCAAAGAACAACAGUGCGUGAUCAUGGGGGAAAACAGCAAGACUUCCUCAAUCAUUCGCAUGAGAGAUGUCGUUUUAUAUGAAAAGAGAAUGUACCUUUCAGAGUGCAAGACUGGGAACGGCAGGCACUACCGAGGGACGGUGUCCAGGACGAAGGACGGCAUUCCCUGUCAAAAGUGGAGCGCCGUUUCCCCCCACAGACCCAACUAUUCACCCGACACACACCCCUCCGAGGGGCUGGAGGAGAACUACUGCCGGAACCCCGACAACGACCAGCAGGGCCCCUGGUGCUACACCACGGACCCUUCCCAGAGAUUCGGCUUCUGCGACAUUCCCGAGUGCGAAGAUGAGUGCAUGCAUUGCACUGGAGAAAAUUAUGAGGGCAAAAUUUCCAAGACCAAGUCUGGACGUGAAUGCCAGGCCUGGGGCUCUCAGACCCCGCACGCGCACGGAUACCUUCCCUCCAAAUUUCCAAACAAGAACUUAAAGAUGAAUUACUGCCGUAACCCCGAUGGGGAGCCUGGUCCCUGGUGUUUUACCACAGACCCCAACAAACGCUGGGAACUCUGCGACAUCCCCCGCUGCACAACACCCCCACCAUCUUCUGGUCCAACACACCAGUGUCUGAAGGGAAAAGGGGAGAGCUACAGAGGGAAUGUGGCUGUCACCGUGUCGGGGAACACCUGCCAGCGCUGGAGCGCACAGACUCCUCACAAGCACAACAAGACCCCGGAAAACUACCCCUGCAAAGAUCUGGAUGAAAACUACUGUCGCAACCCUGAUGGAGAGACGGCGCCCUGGUGCUACACGACCAACAGUACAGUGAGGUGGGAGUACUGCCAGAUACCCUCCUGCGAGUCCUCUCCAUCAUCCCCAGAACAGGCGGAUACCCCAGCAUCAGCUGAGCAAACCCCUGUGGUCCAGGAGUGCUACGAAGGUAAUGGGCAGAGUUACCGAGGCAAGUCAUCCAUCACUAUCACGGGAAAGAAAUGCCAAUCUUGGUCAUCUAUGACACCACACCGGCAUCAGAAGACCCCAGAAAACUUCCCCAAUGCCGGCUUGACAAUGAACUACUGCAGGAAUCCAGAUGGCGACAAAAGCCCUUGGUGUUACACCACUGACCCGAGGGUCAGGUGGGAGUACUGCAACCUGAAGAAAUGCUCCGAAACGCAAGGGGGCAUCGUGGUCACUUCACCGGUAGUUCCGGUUCCCAGUACACAGGAGCCCUCUGAACAAGACUGCAUGUUUGGGAGCGGUAAAGGAUAUCGGGGCAAGAAGGCCACCACUGUCACUGGCACCCCGUGCCAGCCAUGGGCUGCCCAGGAGCCCCAUCGACACAACAUUUUCACUCCAGAGACAAACCCGCAGGCGAAUCUGGAAGAAAACUACUGCCGGAAUCCUGACGGUGACGUCAAUGGGCCCUGGUGCUACACCAUGAACCCAAGAAAACUCUUUGACUACUGUGAUGUCCCUCAGUGCGUAUCCUCUUCAUUUGAUUGUGGGAAGCCGAAAGUGGAACCGAAGAAAUGUCCUGGAAGGGUUGUCGGCGGGUGUGUGGCCCGCCCGCACUCCUGGCCCUGGCAGAUCAGUCUGAGAAGAUUUCGAAAGCACUUCUGUGGAGGUACUUUAAUAUCCCCGGAGUGGGUGCUGACUGCCGCCCAUUGCUUGGAGAGAUCCUCAAGGCCUUCGACGUACAGGGUCAUCUUGGGUGCACACCAGGAAGAGAAUCUUGAGCCGGAUGUUCAGGAAGUAGGAGUGGCGCGGCUGUUCACAGAGCCCUCGGGAGCAGACAUCGCCUUGCUGAAGCUGAGCAGCCCCGCCAUCAUCACUAACAAAGUCAUCCCAGCGUGUCUGCCUCCCGCCAACUACAUGGUGGCCGACCGGACGGUGUGCUACAUCACUGGCUGGGGAGAAACCCAAGGAACCUUUGGUGCUGGCCUUCUCAAGGAAGCCCAGCUCCCUGUGAUUGAGAACAAAGUAUGCAACCGCUUCGAGUACCUGGCCGGGAGGGUCAAAUCGACCGAGCUUUGUGCUGGGCAUCUGGCCGGAGGCACGGACAGUUGCCAGGGUGACAGUGGAGGGCCUCUGGUUUGCUUUGAGAAGGACAAAUACAUCUUGCAAGGUGUCACUUCUUGGGGUCUUGGCUGUGCACGCCCCAAUAAGCCUGGUGUCUACGUUCGCGUUUCAAGGUAUGUCACUUGGAUUGAAGACAUAAUGAGAAAGAAUUAACUGGAUGGGAGAUGGAGUGAAGUUAUCAACUUACCUGAAUGCUGGAGCAGGCCGAGGGAAUCGAGCUUGCUCAGAAAUGAUCGACAAUAAUCAAACUGAGACACUACUUAGCCACCAUCUCCUACCAAAGCUCAGCAUGUUCUUUGUAUUAUUGUGGAUACGUUUUUCCUGUCCAUGAACUACUGAAUUCUGUAACAGGAAAAAUAGCUAUGCUAUUUGCCGACAAUAAACUCUGUACUUCCUUUGA